AUGAACCGCCUCUUCGGCUCCAAGCCCUCGGGCCCCAAACCAACCCUCACCGGCGCAAUCACCAACAUCGACACCCGCAUCGCCUCCAUCGACACCAAGCUCAAGGCCCUCAACGGCGAGCUCUCCGCCUACCAGGAGAAGCUCUCCAAGAUGCGCGACGGCCCCGGCAAGCAGGCCAUCAAGCAAAAGGCCCUCAAGGUCCUCCAGCGCCGCAAGGCCUACGAGGCCGAAAAGGACAAGCUCGAGGCCCAGGUCUGGAACAUGGAGCAGGCCCAGACCAUGCAGGACAACCUCAAGAACGUCAUGACCCAGGUCGACGCCAUGAAGACCACCAACAAGGAGCUGCGCAAGCAGUACGGCAAGAUCGACAUUGACAAGAUUGAGCGCCUGCAGGACGACAUGGCCGACCUGCUCGACGUCGGCAACGAGAUCCAGGAGAGCCUGGCGCGCGGCUACGACAUUCCGGAUGAGGUCGACGAGGCCGAGCUGGAUGCCGAGCUUGAGGCGUUGGGCAUGGAGGCCGAGCUGGAGCAGGAGUACGGGAGCGGUGCUGUGCCGGGGUUCCUGCAGGACGAGGUCGUGCCCGAGUUUGUUGACGAGCCGCCGCAGACGGAAGAGAAGGUCAAGCAGGCUGCGGGUUAG
Messenger RNA from Trichoderma citrinoviride, 642 nucleotides. RefSeq lists its product as hypothetical. The transcript has a single exon. The record is from RefSeq and is a predicted model, not a curated record. Gene Ontology annotation, biological process: vesicle budding from membrane; late endosome to vacuole transport via multivesicular body sorting pathway. Gene Ontology annotation, cellular component: multivesicular body. Bases 1 to 642 code for a protein of 213 amino acids. NCBI's taxonomy places the organism in Eukaryota, Fungi, Ascomycota, Sordariomycetes, Hypocreales, Hypocreaceae.